Messenger RNA from Annulohypoxylon maeteangense, 1056 nucleotides. RefSeq lists its product as uncharacterized. Lineage: Eukaryota; Fungi; Ascomycota; Sordariomycetes; Xylariales; Hypoxylaceae. The transcript has 2 exons. The record is from RefSeq and is a predicted model, not a curated record. The coding region runs from base 1 to 1056 and encodes 351 amino acids.
AUGCCUCGAAAGCGCGUUCUAUCCACCAGUAAUGAAGAGCGUGAGAAUAGGGCCGCGCGCAAGCGCCUGAGAACCGAGUGGCGGACAGACGCCACCGAAGGUGACAAGAAGAAGGCCAUUGAUAUGGCAGUUAGUAAGCUAGGAGGCAAAAAGUACUCCUGGAUGAGCCAGGCAAGUACCGCUUCUUCAAGCGCAAAUACGGCGGCGGCGGCUACUAGAGGUGAAACUACAUUCACCUCAACUUCUAGUAGUACCGACAAGCCCAUCAAAAAGCCUACCAGCAAGCGUGCGACCGGGGGCCUCAAGGCACCGGAGGUGGAGCAAGUUCGUGACACUAGCAAGUCACAACUGCCCACCCCCGAGCUGUCCUCCCCGGCUCAGCCCUCUCCUGGUGAUGCCAAAGUCUCUGCCGUCGCCGCCCCCGUUACACCAGCUUCUUCGGAGAGCACACCGCCGACUAGCAAUGCCUCCAAGAAGCGCAAGAGGGGUGGCAAAGAGGAGCCUAUCACGGUCUCUUCACGGGAUGCGAGCCCAAUCGUCAUCCCGUCCCGUGAUGGGUCUCCAGCCCCACCCCCUCAGACGCCUAAGGCCAAAAGGGCCAAGACGGCACACACGCUGGUUGACGAUGGCCACGUGGCUGAGCUUAAGGCAGUUCUUGACGGCGGCGCAUCAGAACAACCGCACGAUUCAUUUAAGAAAGAGCUCGAGGACGAGCUGGUAGCGGCUUUUGAGAACGACCUUGCGGACGACCAAGAGGCGUCCUUCCAGAAGGAACUGGAGGACGACCUUGUAGCCGCUUUUGAGGAAGACGAUCCAGUGGAUACCAAUGAGACUUCCUCUGAGAAAAAGCUCACCGAUAAUCCAGAGGCUACUUCUGAAGAAGAGCCAGCCGACAAGUUAGAAGCUCUUUUCGAGGAAGAGCCAGCGGACGACCUGGAGGCGGCGAUCGAGGAAGCCCUAGCGGCAGAGCUAGAGGCUCCUCUCGAGGCCGAGCGAGAGAGGGACGAACUAUACCAUGUAUUAGACUACGCUUGGCAGUUCAUGACCAUAGCGUAA